Ruditapes philippinarum (Manila clam) is the source of this 678-nucleotide messenger RNA. RefSeq lists its product as uncharacterized. The record is from RefSeq and is a predicted model, not a curated record. The transcript has 2 exons. The coding region runs from base 91 to 678 and encodes 195 amino acids. Lineage: Eukaryota; Metazoa; Mollusca; Bivalvia; Venerida; Veneridae.
UUGUCUGUAUCACUUUUGUGUAAAUGAUUUAUUUAAGUGUUUCCUUCUGUAAACAGAGACAGACAACGAAAAUAUUAGCUGUGAUAGAAAAUGGCGUUGGCAAUCAGAAGUUUACCGGAGCAGCUAAGGGACAUCUCUAGAUAUAUAAAUGAUUAUACCAUAAAGCAUAAACUCGAUACCCUUUUUAAAGACGCAGAUGAUCUCAACAAAUGUUUAAGUAAUGCAUUUGUAGGCAAUGGGAAUGAAGUUUUAGAGCAAUGGAAAAUGCUUUCACAGAUGUCUUGUCCAAGCCAAAUUGAGAUUGAAAAAUUAUCCAACACAUUGUCUGCAUUUGAAACAGACCUUCGAUGUUGUACUCAAGGAAUAUUUGAAAUGAAAAAAAGCAUUAACAGUUUCAUUGGAGUCAAUCAAGGUGCAAUAAAGCGUACGGAAGAUGAAAUCAAAUCAGCUAAAAUUGAAGUUGAUGGAUUAGAUAAGAUUAUUAAUAUUACGGAAAAAGAAAUAAUUAAGUACGAGGAAGAAGCUACUAAUGAGGAACGUGAUGCUGUUGACCUGGAAAGUCGAGCAAAUGACCUUCAAAGUAAAUCACAGCAACAUGUAAACAAUGGAUUCCUAUGGGGCAUUGGGUCUGCUCUAGUAGGAUUAGUAUUUGCACCUUUCACAUGUAUGUUUACUUGA